Bursaphelenchus okinawaensis is the source of this 1925-nucleotide messenger RNA. The record is from the annotation of a GenBank genome assembly. NCBI's taxonomy places the organism in Eukaryota, Metazoa, Nematoda, Chromadorea, Rhabditida, Aphelenchoididae.
AUGGACCGAUGUACGCAAAGCUAUCUAAUAGAAACAUCAUGGCAAGUGAGGUCAGCAUAUGUGGGUAUGAUUGUGUUUACUGCGGGUUUGGCCGUUCUUAUCAUCAAAACAGUAAAGCAAAAAGAUACACGGCAUGUACCUGCUCACCCCAACUUCAAGGUACAUUGAUUUUAAUUUUUAUACUCGAAAAUAGUACGAAAAACGAAAAUUAAUUUUUUUAGUCUACUAAUAUUACUUCAAUAUUAAAUAUAUUUUUUUUAAUUUUAAGACUAACUUUUAGUAAAAAAUUUCCAGAAAAUCAUAUUCACCAUUAGCGGAGCAACAUGCUGGUUUUCCGUCUUAUGCUGUGUAUCAUACAUAGUAUUGUUGAUAACCUCCUUAAGAGCGACAAAAGAAAACUGUUUUACGAACAUGUAUCGGUACACGUGCGCCCUAAUAAGAGGACCACAUUUUUUGGCCAUUCCAAUGUACAGUAGUACUCAUAUUGCACUGUUUUUGGAGAGAUUGGUGGCUAUUUCAAAAAAGGACUACGAAAACUCGUUGAAAUGGCUUGGGUGGUUUAUCAGUUUGUAUUUGGUAAGUUUUGUAAUAAAAUUGUAAAUAAAACAUAUUAUUCAUCGAUAUUACUCACAAUGCAACUGAAACUUUCAUACUCAUUACAAAUAUAAAAAUAACGUUGCAUAUUUAAAAAAAAGCAUUUCUAAAACUAUUCUAUGAACAUAUAAAUCUAUUAAAACACUCGUUUUAGUGUUUUGCAUCAGUGGUAGUUGCGCUAGGUGUACUGGACAUUAUUGACAUGAAGUACGACGUUUUACAUUGUACCUAUUUCUCCGAUCGUACAAAACUUAUAUUUGACUGGUUACUGGAAGCUACUAGUGUUAUCGACAUUUUCAGUACGGUCGGGGAUUUCAUACUAAAAAACAGAGUAGCAAAAAGCUCACGAAAAGUUAGAAAUUCAUCGUAAGUUUACUUUUUCACUAAGUAGCCAAAACUUAAGCCUACUAAGUCUACGUCUACAAAACAUAACAACUCGAUUUAUAAUCUAUAAGACUAACUUAACCUAAAGCUUAAACUUAAGGAAUCUAUACUAGUCUCGUAAAACCUAUUAUAUAAUUCACAAUAUAAAAGUGUUUGCGGCGUUACCUAAUUUAGAUUACAUAAGUUAAUAGCUUUAGAGAAAUUGCAAGAAAUCGUAUUACGCAACUUUUUCUUAUGUAAUAUCAAGAUUUUAUAUAAUAUUUGCCUCGGUGUAAAACGACCCACCAAAUUACUCCGAGUGCUGACAUAUCGCUUGUCUUUCUGCGAGGUACCAAUUUGUACCUAUCACAAAUCACAAGAAUAAAAAUAUAUUAAGCCUAAGCUUAAGAAACCUAAGAUUGGUAAGCCUAAAAAUAAAAUAACCACAUUUCAGGAGUUACCACAACUAUACAUUAUCACAAGCUUACCAAAAGAAAGAGAAUCUUCGUCUCUUGCUUAUGAUGGUACCAAUUUCUACUGUCUUCGCGGUCGGUCACUUGUUUUUCUGUACAGUUUAUCUUGAAAUAGACGGUAUUGCAGUACGAUAUUUUACUCGUAACGGUGAAACGGAGCUUACAAUAGAACAAGAAGCCAUUAGGACUGCUCUUAGCGAUGCUAGACUUAUUGUAAGUUAUUGAAAUUUGCAAAAUUUUAGGCUUAUAAGUUAUAAAAGUAUUCAAUAAUAACAACUAAAUAAUAUAAAUUGAAUCAUAUACAUCAUAAAAAAGUUUUAAGGUUUACAAAAAGUAUUGUUUUAGAUAUUCGUAUCCUUAAUUGGCCUGAUUGUACGACAAUAUGUAAAACUGGGCGAGAAAUUAAUGUUAGAAAAACAAACAAAGACAGAUAAGCCUGAUGCCAACAAGAUCUUUGACCUAUUCAAUCAGCAACUUGCGGGACCACCAAUGUAA